UUCAUUUCAGUCUUCAUUUGAACUAUGGAGCUCACACACAGACUACUAUGCCUUUCCUUGGCCUGCCUGACAUGCAUCUUCCUUGAAGCUGACAUUGGAGAAGCGACAUAUGUACCAACAAGUUGCUUGUGCCCAGUAUCAAACAAACAUGUCAAAUUUUCACUUAUUGAAGACUUCAGCAUUACUGAAAAGGGGCCACACUGCAACACUGACACAAUCAUUGUCAAGUUGAGUCAGGGCAACCUGAAAGUCUGCUUAAAUCCAGAGGGCAAACAGGGCCAGGGUCUCCUUGCCUGCUGGAAGAGGAUUAAUGAAGAUGAAAGCCAGAAGAAGACAUGCCUGAGAAGGAAACAACCUCUGUGAAUGUUAUAAUCACCACGAAAGGCUGCUUCAGCAGCCAAGAAGGCCAGUGCACUGAGGGACCCUGUGGGAUACUGGGUGUCCCUGAAGUCAGGAAAGAAAAGGAUGGAACUGGGAGCAAACAAGGCUGCUGAGAAACGCGAUCUGUCACAGACGCUCAACAGUUUUCAACAUAUUUAUUGUCCUA
Messenger RNA from Scleropages formosus (Asian bonytongue), 547 nucleotides. RefSeq names its product interleukin-8-like. The record is from RefSeq and is a predicted model, not a curated record. The coding region runs from base 25 to 363 and encodes 112 amino acids. Gene Ontology annotation, biological process: immune response. The transcript has 4 exons. Lineage: Eukaryota; Metazoa; Chordata; Actinopteri; Osteoglossiformes; Osteoglossidae. Gene Ontology annotation, molecular function: chemokine activity. Gene Ontology annotation, cellular component: extracellular region.